Messenger RNA from Phanerochaete carnosa HHB-10118-sp, 195 nucleotides. RefSeq lists its product as uncharacterized. The transcript has a single exon. The annotation marks the transcript as partial. The record is from RefSeq and is a predicted model, not a curated record. NCBI's taxonomy places the organism in Eukaryota, Fungi, Basidiomycota, Agaricomycetes, Polyporales, Phanerochaetaceae.
UCUGCCCCCACUAUCUUUGCCUGGGUCAAAGGUUACGCCAGCAAUGCCAGAAACAAAGGCGCAGAUGCAGAAGCAUUACACGGCACACUCUGUGACGACGCUGACAGCACACUCCUGACGAUAGAUCCAGUCUUUGACAUCUCAGGCGCAAAACUGCGCUUUCUCACUCAGUCCCUUGCCUACCAUGGCCUCUAA